ACCUAAGCAUAUGCAGCGGACGAACGGAGGGUCUGCAUGGACCAGAGAGAGCUGCAGAGAUCUACUGGCUGAAGGACACACGCACUGCUGUUCCCAUGGACAAGCCUCUCUGGACUUCAGCGUCAGGUGGAGCCCUGCAGUAGGAUGCUGGGGUCUAUGUCUGUCUGUGGUCCCCCUGCUGUGGCCUCUCACCUUUGGCUGCUCAUUUUCUCCUGCUCUCUUCACAGUCAACCAGCCCUGUCUGACCUUGUGUUCUCCACCUGUCCAGAGGAUAGUGCUGGUGUGCUGGGUGCUCCCCUCACACUACAUUGUGCAGUGUCUGACUCCAGCCGCCAGGGGGCACUGCCUGUUCGAUGGGAAAGGGCCAGCGGAGAGGCAGCAGCACUGAGUCCUGGUCCUGACAAAGGGAUCCACCAAGUGGCCAACGGAUCUCUGUUCUUCCUCCAGCUGAGAGAGGGGGACCUGGGGAGAUAUGUCUGUAGUGCAGGCAUUGGAGACAAACACAUCAGGACUGUUGUCCAAGUGAUGGAAGCUGAGCUGGAGGCAGUGUUCUUUAGUCCUCAGUCUCAGACGGUCAGUGAGGGUCAGGCAGUGUUCCUCCAGUGUGUCUCAGGGAACAGCUCACCCCCUGCACACAUCACCUGGCUCAAAGACAACACACUCUUCACCAAAGGCACUCAGAUGCAGGGCCAAUAUGGAGGGGGUAAUCAGAGGAAGACCUCAGGCACUCUCCACCUCUCUAAUGUCUUAAUAGAGGACGAAGGGGAAUACGUCUGUGUCACACACAACGCCUUAGUGAACAGCAGCCUGGAGAGCAAAGCAGCUACACUCACUGUACAAGGAGUCCCUACAGGGCUGCAGAUCACUCAGGGCCCUGACAACCUCACCAUCGCCAUGCAGACAGAGGUCUCCAUGUGCUGUGUUGCCCGAGGCUUCCCAGCUCCCACAGUGGAAUGGUUCAAAGACAGCCAUCUCCUGGCGAACAGCUCCUGCUUGAGUUUGCAGAACAAGGGACAGCUGCUUGUGUUCAAGAAUGUGUCUGAGGAAGAUGAGGGUUCCUACCACUGUGAGGCCAGGAAUGAGAGGGAGAUUGUCAGAUCUCAGCCUGCCUAUCUCCUCCCAGCAGAGAUGGAAUGGAACUUUGUCCUGCAGCCCACUAACCAGACAGUGAGGAUGGGAGACUCUGUUACUCUGGUCUGCAGACCCCCCUACAGCAGGCCUCCAGCCACAGUGUCCUGGUUCAAGAACAACCGCCUCCUCACUCCCAAGGCACACUUCACUGUUGGGCCUAAUGGAGACCUCAUCUUCCACAGUGCCUAUGACACAGACAGGGGAGUGUACUUCUGCAGAGCAUCCAACAUCCACCUGUACAGAUCUGUGACCUCUAGAACAGCCAGACUGACCGUUCUCGCCCCUCCCUCGGUGAGGCUGUGGCCCCCAGUGGUGAUGGUCCCUGUGGGGGCCCAGGUGGUGUUCCACUGCCAGGUUUGGGGACAUCCCCUUCCCUCCAUCGUCUGGUCCAAACAGGGACGCUCUAUGCAGACUGGUGGAAAGAUCUCUGUGGGGGUGAGAAACGCUACCCUCUACAUCCUGUCUGUCAGGAGCUAUGACGAGGGGACUUACACCUGUGCAGCCUCUAACACUGUGGGGCAUGACCGGAGCACAGCUACUUUACGUGUUGCUGCCCUCUCUGGCUCAGUGAGCCCCAUCAUAGUGUCCUUCGUUGGGGCCGUGAGCAGCUCAGAAGGGUCCUCUGUGGUCCUGCCAUGCAGAGCAGUGGGGGACCUCCCCAUCAGGUACACCUGGACCAGAGGACACUCUCAGACCUCUAUCACCCCAACCCUGAAGAGGCAUGUAGAUGAUGAGGGGGCUCUGCAUAUCUCCAGGGUUCAGUUGUCUGAUGCAGGAGACUACCACUGUGCAGCUGAGAACAGAGCGGGACAACAGCAAAGAAGAACCACCCUCACCAUCUCUGCUGAAGAUGACCCGGCUGACAGAGACAAGCAGCAUAGACAGAUUGCGUCUGCAGUUCCAAACACUGAAGCAGAGCAGAGAAUUCCUCUGUCCAGUAACGUCCUGAGUCUAGCUCAGCGUUCUGAGAUGACCCAAUUACAGGCAGGAAGCACAGUUUCAUUCCAAGCAUCUCAAAGAGACUUGAGCAACGACAUCACCCACGUGUCUGCCCCUGACACUUUACGACUGCUCUCGUCUCUCAAGAAGACAGCUUUAGGACUAGCAGGUCUCAGCGGAGGACAGACAGGAUUGCUGGUACUACCGGACCAGGCCUCGGCCAAACCAACCCAGUCCACAAUCACACAGAUCCAGCUUCCAGUGCAACAACCCCCACAUCCACCUCUAUAUCAACCCUUAGACCUACUAAGCCAGCCUUCAGUAACUCAUAGAGUCGCCUCACUUACCCAGCUUCCAAUAAUACAUACCCAGCCAACAUUAGCACAUAAUCCACCCACAGAGACACAACGGCAGGUUUUAGUCCCACAUAGCCAAUCUCAAUUAACACAGUCCGUAUCCCAAAGCAUCCACAACCAGCCAUCAGUCAUGCAUAUCCAGCAUCAAGUCACUGACCAACCAAUUAAACCACUAAAGCCCAUCACCAGUAUUACCCAGUCUCUGGUCCCACGCCCGCAACCUUCUCCAGACUCUCCCACUCACCUUUCAAACCCCUCUACCCAGAGUACGGAAUGUCUUACCCAGCCCAGAGAACCUGUGACUCAGUCUCUACUCAUGCAAACCCUGCAUCCUUCUGACUCAAUCACUCAAAUUCACCAUCCUGUAACGCAAAGUUAUCCUUCAUAUUCACAUAUACAGCAUCCUAGCCCUGUCACCCUGUUUUCAGUCACACAAAUCCAGCCUGAACCUACACAAACUCAGUCUGAACCUACACAAACCCAGCCUGAACCUACACAAACUCAGCCUGAACCUACACAAACUCAGCCUGAACCUACACAAAAUCAGCCUGAACCUACACAAAAUCAGCCUGAACCUACACAAACCCAGCCUGAACCUACGCAAACCCAGCCUGAACCUACACAAACUCAGCCUGAACCUACACAAACUCAGCCUGAACCUACACAAACCCAGCCUGAACCUACACAAACCAAGCCUGAACCUACACAAGCCCAACCUGAACCUACACAAACCCAACCCCAACCUACACAAACCCAGCCUGAACCUACACAAACCCAUCCUCUACCAAAAACGCAGCCUGAAACUACACAAACCAAGCCUGAACCUACACAAGCCCAACCUGAACCUACACAAACCCAACCCCAACCUACACAAACCCAGCCUGAACCUACACAAACCCAUCCUCUACCAAAAACGCAGCCUGAAACUACACAAACCCAGCCUAAACCUACACAAACCCAGCCUGAACCUACACAAACCCAACCUGAACCUACACAAACCCAACCUGAACCUACACAAGCCCAACCUGAACCUACACAAACUCAGCCUGAACCUACAGAAGCCCAACAUGAACCUACACAAACCCAGCCUGAAAUUACACAAACCCAGCCUAAACCUCAACGAACCCAGCCUACACAUCUCCUGUCCCAGCCUUCAGUCUCAAUCACACAUGCUCCUGACCUGAGCACCAUACCACCCACCCCUGACCCCAAAGGCCCUAGUGCCCCAUGGACCUCCACACCAGACCUCCUGCUGCAGAACAUGAGUCAGCCCGCUAAGCCAGUUCAUCCAGCCAAACCAACCAGGCACAAUGACACAGAGCCCACAGAGUGGCUGAAGAGGAACACUUCUCUGUCCCCCAUCAGGACCAGUGAGGACCCCAGAGUAAAGCCUCCUCCUCCAUGGCUCCCAGUGCUGGAGAAACAUGACAUCCCCAUCGUGGUGGGAGUGGGUGUGUCUCUGGCCUUCAUCUUCAUCACCAUGGCCUUCUACUCCCUGGUCCAGAAGAAAGAGCCUGCCCCCGCUAUUAGAGCCUUGUCUUCCACAGUUCCCAGGAACCUGGGAGUCCCCUUCAGACAUGCUGAACGUCUGGCCACUGGGAGGACUUAUGAGAACAGGGCGUUUGAGGAUGAUGAUUUGGUGGCUGUGAUUGAACAAAGCCCCGACACGUCAGAUACACGUACCAGGCCCCCUGCCCCCCGCCCAGUCACUGUGAUGAUAGACCCUGCCUUUGAUGAGACUCAGGAGACACAGCCUCGCCCCCCGUCCUCUCCAGAACACUCAGUCAUAGCAGAGACCUACCCUGAGGCAAUCGAAGACACACAGGUUGACCCCUUCCUGGAUGAAGAGAAAGACUGCAGCCUGUCUCACCCCAGCAUCCAGCUGCAGUGUGUGGAGGACUGGGGGGGUGGAGGAGUAUACGGACAAUAUCAGGGCCAGGACUUUCUCCCUGAGCCCCCCUCUCUCACUCCUUCACCUUUCCGCUCCCUGUCUCCCUCCCCUCCUCCUGUGCGUGAGGAAAGCCUGUGCUCCUCCCUGACACUCCAGACCACUGAGCCCUGUGCCACGCCCAUCCACCACAGCGUCAGCAUCUCCCACGGUAACGCCCCCCUCCUCCUCUCCCACUGCGUCUCCCUAGGCCUCACCACCGUCGCCGUUGAUGUUCACUUCUACCCAGCAGCUCUUGCGUCAGCCACCGCUGCCAUGGCGACCGUGACAGCCGCCACACAGGUUAAUGCUACCGCCGCUGCUGCUCCAGGGCCCCAGCUCAGCUCUCGAUUGGCACAAGGUCAGGAGCAUGACCAAUCGGCUCCCAGCAUGUGCCAGAGUAAGUAACUACAUAGAGGGAAUGCCGGAUGGAGAAUUGGUUCCAACACAGAUGUUGCCAUUAGUCUCCACUUUGGACAGCUUGGCUGGAUUCUUGGUUGUCUUCACGUGUCUCUCUGUGUUUAUCAGCCUGUUUCCUCUGCCUUGAUCUGACACUAGUGUGGAGAAUGUGUUUGUGUUGGAACCAUACACUGAAGACUAUAGGACAACAUCCUAAAUGGUCUACACAUACUGUACCACAGUCAGCUAUAAACACGUCAACUACAUAAUGUCAAUGUAUUCUGUUUCUGUCCUUCAUAAAGAAAAGUCAUAUGAGAUUUUCAUUAUUGAUCAUGUAUAUUAUGGCUUCAUUGUGUAUUAGAAAUGUCAGUUACACAAUGAUGCUUGAGGCCUAAAAUAAUGCAUUUAUAGGAAGCAAAAACUAGAAUAUGUAUAACUGCUUUCAUAAUCUUCUUUUACAUGCCAAUGUUUCUCUGCCUUGACUGAAUAUAUAGCUCAUUAUAUUUAUAUAUACACUUUAUAAACUCAUGUGUCAAAUACAUUUUCUCAGUUGAAUAUUCUACAAUGAAAAAGCCAAGGAGAAAACAGCUGUGUACAAAAUAUUGCAAUCUUUGUUACUUUACACUUCCUAAUCAGGUAAUACACAACCUCUCUCUGUUGCACCAUAAACAGACUGUUACUUCUGUGCUGAAACCAAAGGAAGGUGACGACAGGGCUUAAUUUACUGUAAGUCCCAAUUGAGACCCAGCUGACCUGAAAUUUCAUUUAUCUGGAUCAGUUCACUUUAUGAUCAGUGAAAUGUCUAUAACUUUCAUGAAUUUCCCUUUCCUUUGCUACUGCCAUGAAUUCAUUACUCUUAAAUGAAUGUGUUAAACUGAAAAUUAUAUUUUUCCCCCUGUAUUUCUCAUCUUAUUUGUUUCAAUAACAUGUCCAGUAUCAAUUGUUGCUAACAAAAGUUAAUGUCAUUUUUUAAAUUUUUUUAUCUUACAUAUUUAUAUUUGAGUGUAUUAAAUCAGUGAACUUAUUACCUUUGUAUGGGUGAUAAAAUGCCAACAAAAAAAUAUUAAAAAGUUAUGACACAGAUCUAACAUUCACAUACUGUGAUAAUUAUUUGAAGUACUGUAUCAAAUGGAUUUUUAUUUACUCAACAAUGGCC
Oncorhynchus tshawytscha (Chinook salmon) is the source of this 5908-nucleotide messenger RNA. RefSeq lists its product as uncharacterized. Gene Ontology annotation, biological process: homophilic cell-cell adhesion; axon guidance; dendrite self-avoidance. NCBI's taxonomy places the organism in Eukaryota, Metazoa, Chordata, Actinopteri, Salmoniformes, Salmonidae. The coding region runs from base 145 to 4761 and encodes 1538 amino acids. Gene Ontology annotation, cellular component: axon; plasma membrane. The transcript is spliced from 20 exons. Gene Ontology annotation, molecular function: cell-cell adhesion mediator activity. The record is from RefSeq and is a predicted model, not a curated record.